AUGAAGCUCACCACCACCCUCCUCUCCCUACUCCCCGCCCUCACCCUCGCGGCCCCCUCCUCCAACCCCAAUCUCGCCGCCCGCCAGUUCCCAUCCGGCACCUCAACCCUCUCCUACGACCCGAAAUUCGACGUGGGCGCCACCUCACUCAACACCGUCGCCUGCUCAAACGGCGACUUCGGCCUCGUAACAGAAGGCUACACCACCUUUGGCUCUCUCCCCUCAUUCUUCCGCAUCGGCGGCGCGCCCACGAUCGCCGGGUGGGGCUCCAACAAGUGCGGAGCGUGCUACCAGAUUCAGUAUACGUCUGCGGCGGGGUCCACGAAUUCGAUGUUUGUUACGGCGGUUGAUGCGGCGCCGGGGGGGUUUAAUGUCGGUGUGCAGGCGAUGAAUCAGCUUACGGGGAACCGGGCGGAGGAGCUGGGCAGGGUGAAUGUUGUUUGGACGGAGGUUGCGAGGGAGAAUUGCGGGUUGAAGAAUCGGCCUUAG
This is a messenger RNA of Aspergillus calidoustus, 489 nucleotides long. The record is from the annotation of a GenBank genome assembly. NCBI's taxonomy places the organism in Eukaryota, Fungi, Ascomycota, Eurotiomycetes, Eurotiales, Aspergillaceae.